AUGGACGACGAGAAUGCGACUAAGCUCUACAGGGUCCGCAGGACAAUACUAGAAAUGCUAAACGACAGGGGUUAUAAUGUGCUCGAUGAAGAGCUUAGUCAGACGAAGGAAGACUUUAUUGAAAAAGUGGGAGACGAGCCCAAGAAAGAAGACCUCAUGAUGUCGAAAAGAAAGCUAGACAGUAGCGAGCAGAUUCGCGUCUUCUUCCCAGACGCGAAGUCGGACGGGCGCUCUAGCGGAAACUUCAACGUCGGUAUCAAGGAUAUGAAAGAGUACGUAGAAAAGAUGAAGCGGGACAACAUUCAGCGGGCCAUCAUGGUGGUCGCCGAGAAUUUGACACCCUUCGCCAAGGCGUGCCUAGGGGAGAUUGCGACCAAAGGGUACUUCAUCGAAGUGUUCCAGGAAUCAGAGCUGCUGGUUAACAUCAGCCACCACGUGAUCGUACCGAAGCACUACGUCCUCAGCAGCGAGGAGAAGAUGGCGCUUUUAAAACGGUACUGUGUCAAAGAAACGCAGCCCGCUUACUAUGCAUGGAAAGCCGACGUUGUCGAGCUAAGCAGGAGAUCUUCUGGCGCACUUCGUUGA
Messenger RNA from Klebsormidium nitens, 585 nucleotides. Lineage: Eukaryota; Viridiplantae; Streptophyta; Klebsormidiophyceae; Klebsormidiales; Klebsormidiaceae. The record is from the annotation of a GenBank genome assembly.